AUGCCAAACCCUCCCGCUCCACGAGCGCGUACCCCUGCUCGAUCUACUCAGUCCGCGGUCAAGAAGCCAAGCUUGCCUCGCAAAAAGGGUCCAUCUGCGGAAGAAUGGGAUCGUGUCAAGCCAUUGAUUGAACGGUACUACAUGGAAGACGGGAAGAAACAGAAAGACAUACUCGUCCUCUUGUCGAAGGGACAUCAGUUUGUGGCAGCUGAUCACAUGUUGAAAGAGAGACUCAAGCAGUGGGGCUUUAAGAAGAACUCGACAAAACAGGAGCACAAAGCCGCCGCCGAAGAAGCAAAACGCUGUGCAGACCUGGGUCUUGCGCUACCCACUUCCGAGAAAGACGGUCGGUCGGUUGUGUGGGAUCGCGUCUACCGUCACUUUGGAUCCGACACUCAAUACAGGUGUUCUUUGCUGCAGAGCGAUGUCGGUUGCAAAGCGAUGUUAUCGAAAAUUUCCCUGAAAGCGUCUCCUCUCGAUCACAAGGUAGAACGCAUGUUGAAUGAAGUCAGACAGCAUUGGUGUGGAACGCUUGAACAAGCCGAAACAAGUUCCUGGGUCAUAGCGAAACGUGAAGCGAAGACGCGCCCAGAUAUCAAAGUUGGGUUUCUCUCGGCUUUAAAGCUCUAUAGCGACGGGGACGCAGCCCACGCCCGACACGAGGUGAACAAGGUGUGCCUCGACAUCCAACUAGCCUUCGAACAACAGCAUCCGGAUCUGAUGCUGGAAAUGAUCCACCUGUUCACCUCAAUGUCCUGGGUCAUACACGCAGAAGUCUAUGCCAAAGCCACCAAAUACGUGCGUAGUUUAUCUGCCAAUGCUCCAUCGCUCGGACCACACCAUCCCUUGACCAGGAUAUUGGAUACAUUUGCCAGUCUUGAGCCGCACAUGGAGCUCCUAGGCACGUGUGCGGAAUUGGCGCUCAAGCUCAUGAUGGAUUUGGCAGAUGCAGGCGGGAACCGUGUGAAGCUCGACCGCGAGUAUAUUUUGUCCAUUGAGACAAUGUACAUCGUCAGCCUUCAAUACAGGCUAGAUAGGCGGGAUGUCAAAGAGCUGCUAGAGAGAAAGCUUACUCACUACAGACGGACCCUUGGCGAGCGCAAUCGUUACACGUUACUCGUGGAAAGUCGACUGGCCAAACUAUACAUGUCUAAUGCCUCGCGAGCACGCAGAGCAGGGGAGAGGCACGACGCAGAGAUAUGGGAGCGCCAGGCCGAGGAAAUUUUUGCCAAGUUCGUGAAAAUGGGACAAAAGAACCCAUACGAUGGUUUGCGGAACGGGAUGUAUAUCAGUGCGGCAGCGGACCUGGGGCGCAUACACUUUGCGAGACUCGAUUUUGCGACGGCACAAGACUAUUACUGCAAAGCCCUGAUCUGGGCGUCUUUCAAGGUUGGCCGUUCCCAUCCCUAUAUUUCGUUGUUGUUGAGGGAUUUCAGAGCACUUCAGAAAAUGGGCGAACUCGGUCUGAUCGAAGUCCCAGUGGAGGACAAGGAAGAUGCUCAGGCUCAGAAGACUGAGAGUGCAAAAGACAACGAACCACAGUGUUUUUCUAGUCUAGAAGUUUGUGGAGGAGCACCCGACGAACAAGUCGAAAUCGACUACAGCCAUGAAUCCUUUGCAACUUUUGGAGAUCCCACUUUCUUUCCACUAGGACCGGAUUUUCUUCCCGACCUUGGGAAUACAAGCGGGCAGGAAGUCCAUGAUGGUAAUGGGGUGGUGGUCCACUCCCAGUUCUUGGACUCACACAUAGAUAUGGCUGCUCAGGAGACCUUCAGCGAAAAGAUGCAGGGGCAGUGCGAUGACCCUAGUACGUGGGACUUGAACGCUGUGUCGGCUGGCAUAUCACUAGACCUCGCUGCUGAGGACAUGUCUGACGAACCUGUCGUCGGAGCCAUCCUCGAGCCGUCGGUAUUCUUCCAGGAGGAUCCACCACAGUUCAAAUAUGACAUGGAUGACACAGACCGUUUCUCGACCUGGCAGUGA
Fonsecaea pedrosoi CBS 271.37 is the source of this 1983-nucleotide messenger RNA. RefSeq lists its product as uncharacterized. The coding region runs from base 1 to 1983 and encodes 660 amino acids. The transcript has 2 exons. NCBI's taxonomy places the organism in Eukaryota, Fungi, Ascomycota, Eurotiomycetes, Chaetothyriales, Herpotrichiellaceae. The record is from RefSeq and is a predicted model, not a curated record. Gene Ontology annotation, molecular function: protein binding.